Messenger RNA from Sclerotinia borealis F-4128, 1602 nucleotides. The record is from the annotation of a GenBank genome assembly. Lineage: Eukaryota; Fungi; Ascomycota; Leotiomycetes; Helotiales; Sclerotiniaceae.
AUGACGACGUUUACGAGAGUACCUGAUGGAGAAGUUCCUUCGAUUAGUGUUGAUGUAUCGAGGAGAUUGUCGAAGAUUGAUCCGAUGAUAUAUGGAGGGUUUAUGGAACAUAUGGGCCGCUGCAUCUACGGUGGAAUAUACGACCCUGGGAACCCACUCUCCGACAAACAUGGCUACCGAACCGAUGUCCUUGACGCGCUCCGCGAACUCGAUAUCCCGGUAAUCCGCUACCCAGGUGGGAAUUUCAUUGCCACAUAUCAUUGGCAAGAUGGUGUUGGACCCAGAGAAGAUCGACCGGCUCGUCCCGAACUUGCCUGGCUAGGAACCGAGACGAACGAAUUCGGAACCGAUGAAUUCAUGCACUAUCUUAGUGUUUUAUCAGAGGGAAAAGGAAAACGAGUCGAGCCCUAUUUCUGUCUCAAUAUGGGAACAGGGACAUUGACCGAAGCAUUAGCAUGGGUAGAGUAUUGCAACGGAACUCGCAAUACUUACUAUGCCAAUCUUCGACGAAAAAACGGCCACGAAGAGCCAUACAACAUCAAAUACUGGGCUCUAGGAAACGAAGUUUGGGGGCCAUGGCAAGUUGAGCAAAUGACCGCCGAAGACUACGCCAAAAAAGCUCUGCAAUGGUCCAAAGCGCUCCACCUCCUCGAUCCCAGCCUCCAACUAAUCCUCUGUGGCGAAACCGGUCUUUCCCCCUGGGAUCUGACCGUGCUCCUCCCCAACAUCCAUCACAUAACCAUGCACAGCAUCCACAUCUACAGCACCUCAUCGCAACAUCUGCCCAACGCCCUUUCACCCCUGCAAGCCGAAACCGCCAUCGAAUCCGCCGCCUCGUUUAUCCAAAUCGCGCGUAUCCAAGCGAAGAUCCCUGCCUCGGUACCUAUCCCCAAAAUCUGUUUCGACGAGUGGAAUGUCUGGGAUCCAUUGCGAGCACCAGGAGAAGAGGGAGCCGAGGAAAGAUAUACGUUGAGCGAUGCGUUGGCGGUAGGGGUGUGGUUGAAUGUUUUUGUGAGACAGAGUAGGUAUGUAGGGAUGGCGAAUCUUGCGCAGAGUGUUAAUGUUAUUUCUCCAUUGAUGACGAGUAAAGAUGGGAUUCUUAAACAAACGACUUGGUGGCCAUUAUGGUUGUAUAGUAAAUACAUGCGCGGAUGGACGUUAGGGAUACAUGUGAGAGGCGGAGCGUAUGAAGGGGUACAGGAACCGAGGUGGUUAGCGAGUGUAGUGGGAGAAAAAGGGGGAGCCAGUUGGUUGGAUGUGGCGGGGAGUGUGGAUGAGGAUGGGGUUGUAAGUUUGUGUGUUGUGAAUGUGAGCGAGGAGGAGAGUUUCGAGACGGAUCUAUUGGGGGUGAAGGGGGAGGUGGAGGUUUUCACUAUUACGGGGGAUAAUGUGAAGGUGACCAAUACAGCAGAGAAGGAAGAAGUGGGUAUUAAAGAGAGUAAGUGGGAUGGAAAGGGCAAAUAUACUUUUGGCAAACAUUCACUUACAAUGUUGAGAUGGGCGACGGGGAAGAAAGUUGUGGAAGUAAAGAGAGGCAAGGGAGAGAGAUUGGAUACGAGAAAAUUGGCUUGGGCAGGCGAUAGAGAACUUGAGAAGUCCUGA